UGCGCUUGUGUUUACAGGCAGACUGCAGACCGACGCGAGGCAAGUGGACAUUCCGCGUACCUGCGCUGCGUUUAAUCUCGUCUACCGACGUUCUAUAGUCUGCAGUGGACAGAUUGAGGGCUGUUAUUUAUACGCACCAACAUCCCAGGCGGUGUCAAAGGACGUUUAAGCGCAUGUAGUGACCGUGGCCUGACGUCGUAGUCGCACUAGAAGGAUGAAUUGCAACCACAACAACAGCGCGGUGAGUCCGUGCAUAAUGAGCGGCUGAAGGAGGAGGGGGAGGAGGCAAGGAGGAGAGGGAGACUGCGGUCUCCUUUCAAAAAAAAAAAAACGCGCUACUCUGCUGAAUAUUUUUCUUCCCCAGACAAACUCGCCUCCUUCACGCCACUGGACUGUUUUUUUGGAGGGGAUGUGUAAUCCAAGUUUUCAAGACAAGAUUUGAUUCCGGAUGAUACCAUCUCCACCAGCACCGGGACCUUAUGCGUUCGCCCCCCACACCACCACGACAUGGAGCGUGAAGAUGCGGCUUACACAGGAAUCCCCGCCGCUCCCCGUUUAGCCGUAUCUGUCCCGCCGCCCUCACCAACGCCCUGUGCCUUUUACCGGCGUUUAAGCGGCUCCUUAACGGAUUUACAUUGAGGCGAGUGUUGAAACGCAGAUUUUUCAAGCGGGACUCCGCGAGCUAGCUCGUGGCUGCUAACCCAUUAGCUCCAUUAGCCGGCUAACGGCUAAAAGGCGCUGGCUGAAGAUUUUUAAGGCUUCAUUUCUCUCCCUCACACGUCGCCCAGAAAUAAGCCGGAGUGGUUUGUAAACGGACGGACGGACGCCCCCUUCUCCUCCUUCAACCCCGUACACCCACUCGACGGGCGUAUUUGUUUACAGUUUUUCGGCAGAGGAUUUACGUCCGCGGGAAUGAGGGCUCGAAUGGAAAGGAGCCGCUUGACCUUGUUUGGGGGUCUGAUGCUGGCCGUGUUGUCCUCUCUCCGGCUCGCCGCAACGGAGAUUUGCGGGCCAAGCAUUGACAUUGGCAACGACAUCAGCGAAUUCCGACGUCUGGAGAACUGCACGGUUGUGGAAGGCUACUUGCAGAUCCUCCUCAUCGGCGACAAGAACAACAACCAAGAGGUCUUCCGCUCGCUCAGCUUCCCCAAGCUGUCUGUCAUCACCGACUAUCUGCUGCUGUUCCGGGUCUCCGGCCUGGACAGCUUGAGCACACUCUUUCCCAACCUGGCCGUGAUCCGCGGCCGCAACCUCUUCUACAACUACGCCCUGGUCAUCUUUGAGAUGACCAGCCUGAAGGACAUCGGCCUGUACAACCUGCGCAACAUCACCCGCGGCGCCAUCCGCAUUGAAAAGAACCCCGAGUUGUGCUAUCUGGACUCUGUGGACUGGUCGCUCAUCAUGGACGCCGAGUUCAACAACUUUAUCGCCGGAAACAAGCAGUCCAAAGAGUGCAGCGACGUGUGCCCGGGCAUCAUGGAGAACAAUCCGCAGUGCCGCAAGACCAUGUUCAACAACAACUACAACUUCCGCUGCUGGAACUCCAACUACUGCCAGAAAGAGUGCCCGGAGAAAUGCGGCCGGCGAGCAUGCACAGCGAGCGGCGACUGCUGCCACGCGCAGUGCCUGGGCAGCUGCAGCGUGGCGGGCAGCGACAGCUCCUGCGCCGCCUGCGUGCACUACUACCACCAAGGCCGCUGCGUGGCCGACUGUCCGCCCGGCACCUACAAGUUUGAGGGUUGGCGCUGCGUCAGCGCCGAGCUCUGCUCCAGAGUCCACCUGCCGGACUACGACAGCUUCGUCAUCCACGAGGGCGAGUGCAUGUCCGAAUGCCCCUUCGGGUAUACGCGCACCGCCUCCAACAGCAUGUCCUGUACCGCUUGCGACGGCCUGUGCGAUAAAGUUUGCGAGGAGAAGGUCAUUGACUCCAUGGACGCUGCGCAGUCCCUGAAAGGCUGCACGGUUAUUAAAGGCAACCUGCACAUCAACAUCCGCAGAGGCCACAACAUGGUGGCCGAGCUGGAGAGCUUCACGGGUUUGAUCCAGAGGGUGACGGGCUACGUGCGCAUCCGACACUCGCACACGCUCAGCUCGCUGGCCUUCCUGCGCAACCUGCAAUACAUCGACGGCGAGGAACUCCUGGACGACAUGUACGCCUUCUCUGCGUUCGACAACCAGCAGCUGCAGUACCUGUGGGACUGGAAGCAGCACAACCUCACCAUCAGGAACGGGAAGCUGUUCUUCCGGGCCAAUCCCAAGCUCUGUGUUUCGGAGAUCCAAAAGAUGUGGGAGCAGACGGGCAUUGCGGGGCGCUUCGACGAAAGUGACUUCCGAAACAACGGCGACCGAGCCAGCUGCGAAAGCACCAUCCUAAAGUUCAAGUCCAACACCACCAGCAGCACCAGGAUCAAGCUGACCUGGCAGCGUUACCGCCCCCGAGACUACAGAGACCUCAUCAGCUUUAUCGUCUACUACAAAGAGGCGCCGUACCAGAACAUCACCGAGUUUGAGGGUCAGGACGGCUGUGGCUCCAACAGCUGGAACAUGGUGGAUGUGGAGCUGCACCAAGACAAGGACACCGACCCUGGCGUGCUGCUCUCCGGCCUGAAGCCGUGGACGCAGUACGCCGUCUUCGUCAAGGCCAUCACGCUCAUGGUGGAUGACAAGCAGGUGCCCAGCGCCAAGAGCAAGGUGGUGUACAUCCGCACCAGCCCCUCAGCGCCUUCCAUGCCUCAGGACGUGCGUGCCUACUCCAACUCCUCCACCCAGCUGGUGCUGCGCUGGCUGCCCCCAGUUUCCCCCAACGGCAAUCAAACUUACUACCUGGUGCGCUGGCAGCAGCAGGCCGAAGACCGAGAACUGUACCAGCACAACUACUGCUCCAAAGAGUUGAAGAUCCCUGUAAGGAUGGCAGCAGUCGGGGUAGGGGACCAGGAUGACGACACCAAGCCCACAAAGUCAGACCCAGAUGGCCCCGACAAGGGCCCCUGCUGCCCUUGCCCCAAAUCGGUGGAGGACCUGGAGGCAGAGGCCGCGGACGCCUCCUACCGGAAAGUCUUUGAGAACUUCCUGCAUAACUCCAUCUUUACACCCAGGCCACCCGAUCGCCGUCGUCGAGAUCUAUUCAACAUCGCCAACGCCACCCACUCUCGACGCCAGCACCGGCUUCACUCCAAUACCAGCACAGUCUCUCCCCUGCAGGCUGCCGCCAACAGCAGCGUCGCUGACCCGGAGCUGGCGGAGCGAGAGUUUGAUUUUGUCGAACAAGCGGUCACGGAGCGCGAGCUGCAGAUCUUCGGUUUACAGCCAUUCACCGUAUACCGCAUCGACGUUCACGCUUGCAAUCGACAGGUGCAGCGUUGCAGCGCAGCCGAGUUUGUUUUCUCCAGAACCAAACCGGCAGAAAAGGCGGAUGACAUUCCGGGCGUGGUGUCCUGGGAGGGCCACGAGGACUCGGUGUUCCUGCGCUGGCCGGAACCGUCUCACCCGAAUGGCCUCAUCCUCAUGUAUGAGAUCAAGUUCAAACUGGGCACAGAGACUGAGAAACACGAGUGCGUGUCGGGUCAGCUCUAUCGGACACAGCGUGGCGUCCGUCUGUCCAACCUAAGUCCGGGCAACUACUCGUUGAGGAUCCGAGCGACAUCGUUGGCAGGGAACGGAUCCUGGACGCGACCGGUAGAUCUCUAUGUGGCCGAACGAUAUGAAAGCUUCCUCUACGCCAUCAUAUUGGCCCCCAUCGUAAUCAUCUUGUUAAUCUGCAUCCUGGCCUGCUCGCUGUUCGCCUUCAACAGGAAAAGGAACAGCGAUCGGCUUGGGAAUGGAGUCCUGUACGCGUCAGUCAAUCCGGAGUACUUCAGUGCGGCUGAAAUGUACGUGCCGGAUGAGUGGGAGGUGGCGCGCGAGAAGAUUUCCCUGAGCCGCGAGCUGGGUCAGGGCUCAUUCGGCAUGGUGUACGAGGGCAUCGCAAAGGGCGUGGUGAAGGACGAAGCUGAGACGCGAGUUGCCAUCAAGACCGUGAACGAGUCGGCAAGCAUGAGGGAGCGCAUCGAGUUCCUCAACGAGGCUUCCGUCAUGAAGGAGUUCAACUGUCAUCACGUGGUGCGUCUCCUGGGGGUGGUGUCUCAGGGCCAGCCCACCCUGGUCAUCAUGGAGCUGAUGACACGAGGAGACCUCAAGAGCUACUUGCGCUCCCUCCGACCGAAAGAGCAGCAGUGGUCCAGUUUGUCCCUUCCGCCCCUGAAGAAAAUGCUGCAGAUGGCUGGCCAGAUCGCAGAUGGCAUGGCAUACCUCAAUGCCAGCAAGUUUGUGCACCGAGACCUGGCGGCGCGCAACUGCAUGGUGGCCGAGGACUUUACCGUCAAGAUAGGAGACUUCGGCAUGACGAGAGACAUCUACGAGACAGACUACUACCGCAAAGGCGGGAAGGGCUUGCUUCCCGUCCGCUGGAUGUCACCUGAGUCUCUGAAGGAUGGCGUCUUCACCACCAAUUCCGACGUCUGGUCGUUUGGUGUGGUCUUGUGGGAGAUCGCCACGCUGGCAGAGCAACCCUACCAGGGCCUGUCCAAUGAGCAGGUGCUGCGCUUCGUCAUGGAGGGAGGCCUGCUGGAGAAACCGCACAAUUGCCCUGACAUGCUGUUUGAGCUGAUGCGCAUGUGCUGGCAGUACAACCCCAAAAUGCGUCCAUCUUUCGUGGAAAUCAUCGGCAGCGUGAAGGACGAUCUUGAACCAUCCUUCUGUGAGGUUAGUUUUUUCCACAGCGCCGACAACAAGCCGCCCGACACUCAGGGCCCGCCCCCGCCCCAACAACACCCGGUUAACAUGGACGACGUCCCCUUGGACACGCCGCUACAGACGCCGCCCUCACCCAGCUCCCACACUCCGCCCGGGCCCUCGCUAGCACCCGGCUCCCCCAGCCGGCCCUGUCCGGACAAGGAGCCCAUCGGGCACCAAGCGGCUAAUGGGUUGAUGUCAUCAACCUCGUCAUCAGUAGUGGGGGCAGCAGGGAUGGGGACGCCGCCCAAUGGGACCGGCUCAGUGGCCGCCAUGCAGGCGACCCUGGACGAGCUGCCGCCCUACGCCCACAUGAAUGGGGGACGUAAAAACCAGCGUGCCAUGCCCCUCCCUCAGUCGUCUGCCUGCUGAUUGGACGGAGCAAAGACUCAUGGGAAGUCAAACCUAUUCUGCUGUAAUGCCACCCUUUUUUUUGUUGUUGUUGUUGUUGUCUUACCAUAUGCAACACUGCCCCCUUGCUGCCGAAAAACACCAUGGAGGGAGUUGCUUGUUUUAUAAACGCUUUCUUACUUUUUUUUUUUUCCCCUUAAGUAAAACAAGAGCCAUUUCUAAGGGGAUUACGGUCCAUUUUUGGGCAGGCAUUAUGGAUGAAUACCUAACGAGAGAUGAAGCACUUAUAUAGGCAGGUCCUCCAUGUUGCCGCCUUUGUUCUAGUUGGUACGGUAACGAUGUAAAAGGCAUGAAAAAUAAGAUGAAAAACACUACAUUUUGAUACUCUUGUCUCCAUUUUGAUGAUUCAUUUUGUAUCGACAUCAAAAUCUGAGCCACACACAGUCGCCAAGUGCUGCGAAUCAGUGUCGAAAAACUUCUAAAAAAGAUUUCAUAACACGACCAUGACUUUUCUUUCAGUCAUUUGUGAAGCGCAUUUACGAUAACAAUUUAAAAAAAAGGCAGGAAAAAUUAGGAAAAUGACUGUGGAAAUACUAAAACAUCAAAAACAACUUUUUAAUAACUCCGCCAACAUUUUGCUCAUCGGUACGAUAAUGACAUUCAAAGGCCUGAAAGGGUUUGGUAAAAACAGUGGAACAUAUGAAAAAUGACGCCUAUAAACAUUUGGAUUUUGGACUUAGAGAUGUCGUCCAUUUUUCUGCCAUUGUGCACAACGCAAAACAACAUGAUGGCACAAAAACAUACAAAUAUGGCAUAAAGCCAUUUUGAGACUCUGCCGAUGGAGGCUGGCAUUGUGGUAGUCAUAUGGUAACAGAAAAAAAGCAAUGUAAAACAAUUUUUGCUACUCCAUUUUUUUCCCUCUACAUUAAAAUUUGUGCCAUAAAUAAAUUGUUGGAAAGCGCUCGUUGGUUUUCAGUGAGAUUAGAAAUAUAUAUAUUCUGAAUGGUUUGAAACCUUCCAAAACCAACAUUUUGAUACUGUGGUCCCCAUUUUGAGACACCAUUUUGUGUUGACGUAUAAAUCUGAGCCACAAAUUGUCGGAAAUUAUUGCAAAGUGUUCCGAAUAGAGGUCAAAACACUAAGUCAUGGUGGUGUAAUUGAAUUUUUUUUACAUAUAUUGUUCAAAAGCAUUUAUGCCAUUUUUUUGGGGGGGGGGUUGACUUUUUCUACCUUUUUAUAUGGUCCCCGUGUUCAUCUUGUACAGACAAAAGAAAAGACAAGCUGCUAUUCCUUAUUUUCUCUUGUGGUUGUAAUAUAGAUCUAUAUAAAUAUAUAUGACUUUGAGUUUAUAAGAGACCUUCAGGUUGAAUUUACGAGCGUUUUCACUGCAGUUUGCCAUGAUUUUUGGUUUGUUUAUUUUUUUUUUCUUUAAAUGUAACUGAGCUGAUUUCAAAGAAGUACCCCUGAUAUUCUUUUUUCCUUAGGAAAGAGUCCCAAGUAAAUCUCAGGUUCGUGCUGCCAUUUUAGGCUUUAAUUAUUACCUUUAGUGGGGUUCUGGCAAAAAAUUUAAAAAAUAUUAUUGAUUGAGAUAUAAAGUGCGUGCGUGCGUGUUUCUUCACCACACUCAAAUGUUUGCCGCCAAAUCACAGUAUUAAUAUUCUCGUUUUUAGCUAGCUGUCGCACAAGAUGCCUUCUCCUUCUCCAAUUCUUAUCGAAUUAAAUUAAUAGUCAACAACCAUCAAUCUAAUUAACUCUUGUAGACUUUUCUUCAUGUAACUGUCAAGCUAGGUACUAUGCUAGCUGCUGCCUUAAGUUUUUGACAUUUUCAAAUUUUAAUAAUCACAUGAAGUGGACAUUAAUGGUUUGUCACCAAUCAACCUUUGAAAUAAGUGUUUUGUUGCCCUCUUGUUUUCGGAUAGCUGUUGUUGAGUCAGAAAACAAUACAUUGUUUACACACUACUGCUUUUUUUUUUUUCCCAAACAACAUUGAAUUGAAAUAACAGUCGUCAUCUCUUGUUUUCCAAUAGCUGCAGUGCUAGCUAUUGAGCUGGCUGCAAAGCUAGGAUUUUGUGCAUUUUUGACCAAAGUUUUUCAUUGAGCCUCUCAAUUUUUCCGUCACCAUCAAGUAAAAUAACUUAGGUACCGCAUUUUAUUCCUCUUGUGAAAACAAGAGAAAUAAAAUCUUGAACGAGCCAACAAGAGGAAGCCACAAGGCUUGCUCAAGAUGUUUCCAAGUCUGCUUCCAAGUUACUUUUUUUUUUUAAAUCGACCAACUACACUAGAUUUUUCAGCAAGCAUCUAAGCCAGCUAGCUCGCUUAUGCUAACAAUCUAGAGAUGAUAGGCACCUAAAAUGGCGUUGUACAGUACAUGAAUCCUCAUCAUCACAAAAUAAGCGUACAUGUUUAUUUUUAAAUUAUGACUUUUUUUCUGGCAUUCAGAACAUGAAAGCCGAUGUCACUCAUUUUAGUUGGUUAGCUAGCUAAUGCUAAUGAAGACAAAGUCUUGAUGUGCUACUAUUAAAGGUCAAGAAAUCUCACUACAAAAUGGCAGCAGGAUAUAGUCGGCUAAUAAUGCUAAAGAUAUUUCUGUUCCCUCAGUAAAAGGCUGAAUUAAUUUAUUUUAUAUAUGUUGAAGAAAUAACGGCCUGCCUUGUUUAUUUGUGUUGUUUUUUUUUGUGUGUAAAUCACUGUACAGAAAUAGCUGGAGACUUUUUCUGUUUGUUUUGAUACCUUUUUUUAGGGGUUUUUGCAACUUUUGGGGCAAGGGAGAAGGUGUUUUUUUUUCAGUUCUUUUGUUCAACCAUCCAUCUACCUCACUGUUGUUUUAUUUUAUUGUAAUUUUGAUGUGGAGGAGCUUUAAUUUCACAAACCAAACAGCAGCACGGAAACAUGGGGAUUGUUUUUUGUUUGUUUUUUGGAUGACCACGUAGAUAAUCGACCAAUCACAAUGCUCGAAGUGGAACUCGGGUGCGUGACUGUAGGUGCUGUUGUACUGGCACAGUGUACUUAAGAUACAGCUGGAUGGAAAUAAUCCGUUUCCUUCCAUUGGAUUAAGAGUAUAAGGACCACAACAAAAAGUCACAUGUACUUAUUCGACAAAAUACAUGGCAUUUUGGGGGGAUACAUUGUAACAUUACACAGUGAAAGGCAUCAAAUGGUGUUAAAAGCCAAAAUAGAAGAAUCGUUGAUAUAUAAUGAAAAAAAGCAUAAAAACAUUUGAUCAAAAACAGCUAUAAGACAGAUAAGUCAGUUACCAGAAAAAAGUCUAAACUACUAAAAAAUGUCGCAUUGUGAAAUUAGUUGAAAUAUUGCCAUCAAUAAGUUAAAAAAAAAUCCAAAUUUUGAUGUGACGGUCAUACAAGUACACAUUUGUAGUUAGGUGUUAACAUGUAUACAUUUAUAGAUAGAUAGCUGGUAAUAUUACAUUUAUUUUGGUAAAGUUUCUACACUUUCCUCAAACUCAUUGCCAUGUUUUUGUGAUAUUCUAGUUAUUUUUCAACAUUGUCAUGCUGACUUUAUCUUCAUAUUUGAAUGUUAUUGUUCAAAAUUAUGGUUUUCAUUAUUUUAGCUCUCCUAUUACAUUAUAGGGUGUCACGUUACAGAAAUAAAUUAUUAGUUUUGUCACUUCAAGGCAUCCUUUUUGUUUUCAAUAUUUAUUUCCUCAAUGCUACAACUUUAUUCUCAUACUAAUUUGAUGUUUUUGGGGGGGUUAAAUUUGGGACUUUUGAGGUCGCUACUUGAUCCUCAUAACGCUAUGACUCAACUUACUACAUACUGUACAAGCUCUGACAUUGUUCUGGUACAUUCAAUGUUAUAGUCUCAUAAUAUUUUGAAUUUAUUGACUUUAGCAAUGUUACUCUUUUUUUCCCUGUAAAUUUACAACUGUGCCGCAAAACAGAAGGGUUUUUUUUUUUUUCAUGUAACACUAUUGUCCAAAAAUCACAACUGUGCAUUCGGGGAUUUUCUUGUAAUAUUACAUAAUUUAUCACUUAUUUUUGUGUAAAUUAUGACUUCAUUUUCUUCCCCCUUUCGAUGCGGCCCAAAUACUCUUUCGAUGCCUCAUGACAUAUCAGCAAAAGGAUGGUAGAAGGAUGCCAUUUGUUUCGUAAAAUGUAAAAUAAUGCAAUACAGCUCAGCUAUUUUUUUUUCUGCCCAUGUUUCUGUCACUGUUUGCAAAAACAAAAACACCACAACAUUCAAUCUUCCACGUCUCCUUCGCACAUUCAUGAGUAUGUGGAGGCACAUUCUGUACACUUUUGAAGCCAGUUUUAAUGUCUGGUUGAGACUUGGGUGUAUUUUGGGCGGAUAUUUUGUUUGCCCCAGGGAGGUAUUUAUAGAAGUCUUCAUGACAUAGUGGACCACAUCAGGUUUGGUUCGGUCACAUGUUCAAAGGUGAGAAAACAGCAAAAUCCUGGCUUUCUGGUUUCUUUGGGGUUGUCAUGGUGACAGCCACGUACUCCUCAUUCUCUGCUUUUUUAAAUGCAGUCAAGACAGAAGUAAGGGAUCAGGAUUUUGCUGUUGUUGUUUUACCACUGGAUGGCCUCAAAGUAAAAAAAAUAAAAAUAAAAUCUUUUUCUUGCAUCCAUGGCCAAUAUAGUUUUGUACAUUUUUCCAAUAGCCUUUCAGCAUUCUUAAUGAAAAGUUAGAAUGAGAUUUUGUUUUGGGUGUUCUCUUCCCAGUUUUGUUUUGUACAUGACGUUUUCAAAUACGUGCGGAGGUUAGAAGAGAAAUUGGCUGAAGGAAGAAGAGAAUGUUUCUCUGGUUCUUGUCUUUGUUUGUUUUUCUACAUGGCAUUUAAGAUAAAUAAAAAUGUAUGCAAGUCA
This is a messenger RNA of Hippocampus comes (tiger tail seahorse), 9944 nucleotides long. RefSeq names its product insulin-like growth factor 1b receptor (gene igf1rb). The transcript is spliced from 21 exons. Gene Ontology annotation, cellular component: insulin receptor complex; axon; plasma membrane. The coding region runs from base 913 to 5142 and encodes 1409 amino acids. NCBI's taxonomy places the organism in Eukaryota, Metazoa, Chordata, Actinopteri, Syngnathiformes, Syngnathidae. Gene Ontology annotation, biological process: regulation of JNK cascade; positive regulation of phosphatidylinositol 3-kinase/protein kinase B signal transduction; protein autophosphorylation. Gene Ontology annotation, molecular function: insulin receptor substrate binding; phosphatidylinositol 3-kinase binding; ATP binding. The record is from RefSeq and is a predicted model, not a curated record.